AUGCGUCUGGUCCUGCUAAUUAUGACCAUUAUAAAGGCAUUUUCUGCUGAUCAGAAUGGUUAUUUUUCUAUUUUUUUUUCUUGAUAACUUGGAGAAUAUAGCUUGGAUACCACGGCUUGGAAUUUUACCAAACGACAUUCCGCUGUUUCGCUGCGCGUCUUUGGGAGCCUUGUCGCGCUUUUAAUUUUUUUUGUCUUUUAUUAAGGUUUUCUACUUUCAUUUGUUACCACAGCAAUAACAAUCAAUUGAAAGCGUGACCUAGAUUCGAAAGACGCUUUGCGAACGCACGCAGCGGAACAGCGGAAUGUCGUUCCGUGAAAUUUCAAGUCGUGGCACACACUAUACAAUAUUUUUGUUUCGGAGCCACUCAAAGUCCUAUGUAAAUUUUUCAAGACCUUGUGUACUUAGUUGGACCACAAAAAGAACUCAGAAAACUCAAUCUAACACUUUUGUACAAUACCUUUUUACCGUUCAUUGAUUUUCUAAGAGAAUAUGUGAUAAUUUUUUUGUUUUUCUGAGAUUUUUCUGAAUUUUUUGCCACUUUUAUGAAAAAAUUGCGUUGAGAUUAAACAAAUUGGACUCUAAAGUACAGGAGGUAACUUUUUGAAAAGUGAAAUACAUUUCAAGUCAAAGGCAUAGGGGCAGUAAAAAAUGGGGUUUCAGGUGAAAGCAGUAUCUUAUAUAGUUUUUCUUUGCGAAUCGAAUGAUGUACUCAAAAAAAUUAAAUAUGUGACCACUUUAGAAGAAAAAAACGCGAUUUUUACUUUUCCCGCCUUUAAUUUUUGAAAAAAAGCUUUGGAUCGGUAUGCAGACAACUGUUUACAGUAGCCGUGCACGCGAUGUUGCGGACGUCUCAUUAGACUCGCAUUUUUGUGUGAAAUAACCGGGUAUCUGCUUCAAAUUAAGGGUUUCUUCUCUGAAAAAAAUCGAUUAAUAAAAACAGAAAAACACACAUUGAUCAUAAAGAAAGCACAAAUAAUCGCUAUCCCAAUCGAAACCUGUGUAAAAUCAUCAUUUUUCACCAAAAAAGCAUUUUUGCGAUUAAAGUUUGAAAAUUAUACAUGAAUAGAAAGCUUCUGUGACGAAAAGAACUUUGGUGACAACAGAAAAAAUUGAAAUUUGAAAGAAACGAAGAAAAAACCGAAAAUUUGGAGGUUGGCGAAGCCUGUUGUCCAUAUAGCAACUUUACUGCAAAGUGCCCUUUUCGCGGGAACUCAAGCUUUCCUCUCCCCGACUUUGAAUUAUUUUUUCUCCAAAGUAGGAACUUCUGUACGUUUCCAAGUUCACCGUUCGAUUCGCAAUGAAAAACUCUACAAAUUACUGAUUUGAACUGAAACAACGUUUUUUUACUGCCCCUAUGCCUUUAAAGUUAUCAUGAUGACCAGAUACUUCACGGCGUUCUGCGUAGUGGAAGAAAAUGUAAAAAUUUUGAAAAUGCGGAGCGGCUUUGAAAGGUUGCUCCACCUAGAGUUACGGUAGACAGCUUGCGCGCGAACAUUUGAAUUUCUUGUUGCUCAAGUGCUUCAGGUGAUUUUUCAUGUUUAUUUCAGUUGUAUCUUUAUCUGUUUUGUUCUGAUUUACGGUAAUUAUUUUUUAUUGCGACAGCAAAAUGCGAAGGAACUUUUUUUUUCAAUUUUUCAAUAUUAACUGCUCGGUUUUUGACAAAAUUUCCCUUUUAAAAAAAAAAGCCUUUCCGCAACAUUUUCUGUGUCAAAUUAAAUUUUUUUAUUUGAAUCAAUCAAUCUCUUCAUUUUCGCAACAUCAGAAUGGUAUGGCGAUGUUGCAGAGGAGAAAAAUUACCACUAGGUGGAUGAACUAAACUAAAUCUGUAAAGAAAAACUUUUUUUAAAAAUUUUUUUAAUAAGUGGGGAAAGACACAUAGAACCACAAUAAGUCAUUUUCGGCACAAAAUUUCACGUUUUUCACUGAAAAAAAGGACUAUAACUAAUUUUGAGGGUGAAAGGUAUAAAAUUGUUCAGAAAAUAAGAAAAACUUUCACCCAAAUGUUUUUUGUCAACUAGAAAAGGAAUUGUGAAAGGAUCGAUUUUUUUCACGCCUGUAGUUUUGAAAAAACGCUAUUUUUCGAGGAAAAAAAUUAUUUUCGAAUUUAAUGAGUAUGCGAGUUAGCGUCGUUCUGUGUAUGCACCAAAGACGUCAAAUAUUACGGAAAUUGUGGGAGGGGCGUCGUCAAAAGAACGCCGUGACUUACGUCACUUCACCAAUUCCGUUUCAGUCCCUGAAGACCUUGAAUUUUCUGAUGUUUGCUGCAAGGGUCCCAUGGUAGCAUUAAACAAUACAGAAGCGAUCCCACAUGAAUGCAGAUUACCACUUCUCAUAUGUACCAAAGCACCGAUAUACGCGGAAGAUGCUCGAUACGAUGGGGCUGUUAAGUAUUUGUUGUAUAAUCUGAGAAACAGCAGUACCAUAACCAUUAUUAAAAGCGAGAUGUCCGUCAAUCAUCUGAUAGAAGUCACACACGGAGGACCGGGUGCGUUUUAUUUCAUUCUGAAAAAAAGGAGAGCUUCUCAUAUUAUAUCUUGAUUUACCUCUAUUCCUCAGCUUAGUUCAGCUUUCCAAAUAUAGCUGACUGACGGCUGACUUGAGUUAUCGAAAAAAGGGUCCUAGCACGAUAAAAAAAGAGAAUUUUUCGAUUUUUUUUAAUUUCACAGUUUAAAUAUAGCCAAUGUUUCCCGACUUGAGAGGCGAGGGAGGCGGGACGCGUAGCGUGUGCGUACGCGGUUCUUGGCACGAGUUCAAUUCAAGUGCUACAGUCUGUGUGCCACGACUUGAAAUUUCACGGAACGACAUUCCGCUGUUCCGCUGCGUGCGUUCGCGAAGCGUCUUUCGAAUCUAGGUCACGCUUUCAAUUGAUCGUUAUUGCUGUGGGAGCACAUGAAAGUAGAGUACCUCAAUAAAAAAUUAAAUGCGCGACCAAGGUUCGCAAAGACGCGCAGCGGCACAGCGGAAUGUCGUUUGGUGAAAUUCCAAGACGUGGUACACAGGCUAUACCGACUAUUCAAAAAGCUCAGUCACCGCUCUUUUUUAUAUGUUCCACUACUUUUUAAUGAACACAUGAAAAAGGAAAAAAAAAGAAAUGAAAUGAAAUGAAAAGAUCUAUAAAGGAGCUCUCCAAAUUGUCGCUGGCUGUUGAAUUGGACUCGUGCCAAGAACCGCGUACGCGCACGCUACGCCUCCUUCGCUUUUCAUGUCGGAAAACAUUGACUAUACACUUUUUUUCUGCUUUUUUUGUUCAUUAUGUUAUCGAUUGUAGGAGCGGCAAUCACUUUGAAGAAUGCCAAGUUAGGCGAAGAUUCAUUCGAAAAUUUGAAAAAAAUAACGGUGGAUGAUCCAUAUAUUUAUUGCGACGGAAAGAAUAAAUUGAUCGACAUAGAAGGAGAUUACAACAAAAUUGUCAUAGAUCGGCUGGAAAAAGUUGCGAAUGAGGUACCUUUUUUUUGUUAAAAAAUUCCCUUUCUACUAUUUUGGAUUUCUCACAACUUUUUAGUAGAUAUAUUGUUUUUCAGACCCUGGCCGUAUGUGAUAAGCCGAGACCCGUAACUGGAGCCGUUACGAUAAUUAGUCCAGUAGAGCCUGCCGCAGUGGUUUGUCAAAAAGAAAAAGAUCCGUUGGUUGCCGAGAAAUGCCCAAAUUGCGGUGGAAUUUUCAAAUAUUCAUUCUGAAGAAAUGCGUAUCUUUAGACGUUGCUCUGUAUUUGGCUGGCGUUGCAAUUUUAUUCCUCAGUCUUAUUUGCAUCUCUCUUUCUUUCGUCUGCGUCAAAAUGUACCGGAAACUUCGCUCUAGGGAUAAUCGUCUCGUUUCUGCAGGUGAUUUUUUGAAAUUUCCGUAAAGUUAAGUGUGUUGUGUGCAUGCACCGCGGCGUUUUCGCACAUGCCAUUUCAAAGUAAUUUUCGCAAAAUUCGAAAUCAUAUCUGAAUUUCCGGAGUUCAGUAAUAUUUUUCCCUCGCUGGUGGCUAUUUUGAAUUACUUUCAACACGGCAUUUGAAAAAAAAAUGAAAAGAAAAAUCGCGUUUUUUUUUGGAAAAUAGCUUCGUCUCAUGACCCAUUUAUGCGCCUUUAAUAUUUCCUCUUUUUCCCAUGACGUCACAUGGAAACGGCGGAGGUUUUGACCACUUUUUUUCACGAAUUUUCUGAAAUGAAAUAGAAGAUUUUUUAAAAGCCUGGCCUGGCUUGGCCCAAGCCCGCGCAGCCUUUUUUUUAAAUGAGAACGUUCUAGACAUAGUUCCAAAGUUUUUGAUCUUCUAUUGAAGGAACGCAAUCAAGGAUAUUUGAUAUAGAAGCCGCUCCACGGCGUUCCCAAACGCGGUAGAGAGACGUCAAAAAAAUGUUGGCGCGAAAUUUGAAAUCUCAAGUAUGAAGCCAAAUGUGUUCUUCUGUAAUACUCAGUUCAAUUUGCAACGAUAGGUAGCUGUGACGUCCAGUCCUUUUAUCCGAAGCGCGCACUUACUUUUUUUGUAAAUUCAGAAGCUUUGACGCCUCGCUCACCUUCCCCUCGGGCACCAAAUGCGGAAGAACCGACGCUUGAAUCUCCAAUCGACCGUAGGACGGCCGGAGCAGAGGAAGACUCGUUGGAUCGAAUCGUCGACGAGUUCAGGAACAUUUCUGAAACGACCGAGAUGGAUUCGACCCGAGUUUCUCCUUCUUCGGAAUGUCUCAGCCCGUCUCGUCUUGGCUCGAGUUCUUAUGGUGAUUAUUGAUCACUUGGAAAUGGGAAAAAAAAUUGGAAAAUAAGUGGCUGCAAAUUUUGCGGUUCAGAAUGUCUUGGAAAUUGGCCGGACCACUUCUUGACUUACCAGAUCCAAGGCAAAAUCGGAAAAGGCUCCAUAGAAAUUUUCAUUUUCGGGUGAAAAAGGCUUCUUUUUUGCUCCCUUCUUCCACCAUUUCUUGAGCCUUUGGAGUCCCAGAAAAAGCGGAGGCUCGAAGAAGGGACACUUUUUGCGACCUUUUUGCGACCUUUUCGCGGCCUUUUUGCGGCCUUUUUGCGACCUUUUUGCGGUCUUUUUCGAGCCUCUCUCUUCUAGCGACCAUUAUCCACCAUUCCUACUUUGACCGAUGAAGGUCCUGAAAGUCUCAACCUGAAAAAAUUCCUAGUUUUCGAAAAGGGCACCUCAAACUCAAAGAAUACCCUCAAAAUCCUGUAACAUAGGCUAUUUUCGGACCUUAUUUCUCAGAAAAUAGGAAGUUUUGCAGGUUCAGAUUGUCAGAACUCUUUUUUGGUACAGUCGAUGUGCCACGACUUGAAAUUUCAUGGAACGACAGUCCGAUGUUCUUGUGGUUCUAGUGCGCGCUGUCGCGAAGCGCCUUGCAUUUGCGAAUUCCGGUCGCGCUUUCCUUUUUUUCUUUUUAUUUGAUAUUUUCACUUUUUUGAGAAUGUUUUAAUUGUUUUUUACGUGCCAAAAACGGAACUAUUAUUGCUUUUGCACAGAAAAAUAGUCAAAAUUUCAAAUGGAAAGCGCGACCGAAAUUCGCAAAGGCAAGGCGCUUUCACGGCCACAAGGACACGCAGCGGAGUGUCGUUGCAUGAAAUUUCAAGUCGUGGCACAUCGACUAUACGUCAAGGACAGUUCUGGCCAGUUAUCGGGAAAUUCCAAACCGCAAAAAAAGACCUUCCUGGUGAAAAUUUUCCACUGACUUUCAAAAAAUGGUAUCACGAAAAUUUCUGCAAGCCUUUUUUUUCAGUGAAAACCGUCACGCGAGAAAAUCUUCCUGAUCAGGAACGAAUCGAAAGAGAAAAUGAGAUUUGUGAAUUUUCCAAGGAAAAAACGUGGAUUCCCGAAUCGUUCCGCUUCCAGUCGACUUCUCUAGGUAAUCUUCUUCCAUACCCUCUCCACAAAAACCGGGAUUACUGUAAAGCGUCUCAAGACCUUUUACUCGAACACCGAAUCUUUGAAUUUUUUUAACGUCUCCAAAAACAAUUUUUCAGGCGAGACUUUCUCGUUGCUCAAGAAACUUUGCAGUCGGCUCAACGAGUUGUACAAGACACGUCAGGAAGGUAAUUUGAAAGCGGAAGAGGUCCCUCAAGCGAUAAUUGAAGGGUUGGAAGAGAAACCGACAAACGAAAUCCCGUCUUUCCAAAUCGAUUGCGACGAGAAUGGGACCGUCCGGGUCGUUUUCGACUUUAAUUGUCAGGAUUUUAGGAUUUUAUUUGUCUCUUAUCAAUAAAGUUAUUAAAGGCGCAGAGGUUGGUUGAAAUCAAAAUCUUUUCGAGACUCCACCUCUGCGCCUUCUCUUCUUGACUUGCAUCAAUUUUAAAUUAUCUACUUUUCAGUGAAGAAAAAAGAUUCUCCGCACGAUCUCUAA
This is a messenger RNA of Caenorhabditis auriculariae, 6318 nucleotides long. NCBI's taxonomy places the organism in Eukaryota, Metazoa, Nematoda, Chromadorea, Rhabditida, Rhabditidae. The record is from the annotation of a GenBank genome assembly.